CCAGCCUCAGGUCCAGGGCAGCCCCCCACAUCAUUCCCCUCAAGGUCACACCCUCAGGCUCAGACACCCCAGGGUCGGGCUGGCGUUACUCAGGCAGCCGGCUCUGAACUCUGGGCAGCUUCAUCUGCCCGCCUAGGUGGCUCCACGGGGCGGGCCCCUAGGCCAGGGAGGGCGGGGCUCACAUAGAGACUUAAAAAGCUCCCCAGGUCCCCACCCGCGCCUGACCGCGGCAGCUCCCAGCAUGGCGGAGACCAAGCUCCAGCUGUUUGUCAAGGCAAGUGAGGACGGGGAGAGCGUGGGGCACUGCCCCUCCUGCCAGCGGCUCUUCAUGGUUCUGCUCCUCAAGGGCGUACCCUUCACUCUCACCACUGUGGACACGCGCAGAUCCCCAGACGUGCUGAAGGACUUCGCCCCUGGCUCGCAGCUGCCCAUCCUGCUCUGUGACAGCGAGGCCAAGACAGACACGCUGCAGAUCGAGGACUUUCUGGAGGAGACUUUGGGGCCGCCGGACUUCCCCAGCCUGGCGCCUCGGUACAGGGAGGCCAACACCGCCGGCAAUGACAUUUUCCACAAGUUCUCCGUGUUCAUCAAGAACCCGGUGCCGGCGCAGGACGAAGCCCUGUACCAGCAGCUGCUGCGCGCCCUCGCCAGGCUGGACAGCUACCUGCGUGCGCCCCUGGAGCACGAGCUGGCGCUGGAGCCGCAGCUGCGCGAGUCCCGCCGCCGCUUCCUGGAUGGCGACCGGCUCACGCUGGCGGACUGCAGCCUGCUGCCCAAGCUGAACAUCGUCGACACCGUGUGCGCGCACUUCCGCCAGGCGCCCAUCCCCGCGGAGCUGCGCGGAGUCCGCCGAUACCUGGACAGCGCGCUGCAGGAGAAGGAGUUCAAGUACACGUGUCCGCAUAGCGCCGAGAUAUUGGCCGCCUACCGGCCCGCCGUGCAUCCCCGCUAGCGCCCCGCCCCGCCUCUGCCGCCUGAUAAAGGCAUCUCUGUCCGA
Messenger RNA from Sapajus apella (tufted capuchin), 997 nucleotides. It is a transcript of the gene CLIC3, whose product is annotated as chloride intracellular channel 3. The transcript is spliced from 6 exons. The record is from RefSeq and is a predicted model, not a curated record. Bases 242 to 952 code for a protein of 236 amino acids. NCBI's taxonomy places the organism in Eukaryota, Metazoa, Chordata, Mammalia, Primates, Cebidae.